GCGGCUGUUUUACCAACAGAAGAAGUAAAAUCGGUAGAGUCAGUCGACUUGGCGACAUGCAACACGAAUUUUAGACGUUCACGGUCCCCAGCUAUAUGCGUUCGUUUGUCACGCACAACUGUAAGUAACACGUUCAGUGUGACCGUCUCGUUGAUCGAGCUGCUGUCAAACACGGUAUUCCAAAGAGACGACGUUAGUGGACGCCAUGAUGGACGGAAUAUGUGACACCGCCGACAUUCUAAAAAACACACCUCCCAAGAAGACAAUCCACACUAACACCAUAGAUCUGUCAGAUAAGUCUUUGCAGGUAGAUAUUUCAGAUGCUCUCAGUGAGAAGGACAAAGUGAAGUUUACUGUACAUACAAAAACUACUCUAUCUGAAUUUCAAAAGCCAGAUAAUUUAGUGGUGAGGCAGCAUGAGGAAUUUGUGUGGUUACACGAUCGGUUUGAGGAAAAUGAGGAGUAUGCUGGUUACAUUAUUCCACCAUGUCCACCAAGACCAGAUUUUGAUGCAUCACGUGAGAAAUUACAGAAACUUGGUGAAGGUGAAGGAAAUAUGACACGUGAAGAAUUUAAUAAGAUGAAGCAAGAAUUAGAAGCAGAAUAUUUAGCCACUUUUAAGAAAACUGUUGCUAUGCACGAGAUGUUCUUGACUAGGUUAGCAAAUCACCCAGUGUUUCGAAAUGAUCAUAAUCUGAGAGUGUUCUUAGAAUAUGAUCAAGACCUAUGUGUACGAGGAAAGAAUAAAAUGGAAAUGUUUGGUGGUCUAGUAAAGUCUUUUUCCAAAACUACUGAUGAGUAUUACUUAUCGGCAACAGUAAAGGAUGUAAAUGACUUCUUUGAUCAGGAAAUGACAUUCCUUCAAACUUAUCAUAACAAUUUAAAAGAAGCAACGAGGCUUGCUGAUCGCCAAACAGCUAAGCACAAAGAUGUAGCGGAUUCGUAUAUAAAAAUAUCUACUAAUCUUUUACAAUUAGCUACAACGGAUACUGGAAAACUGGAGAAAUUUUUAACUAAGAUUGCUGAAACCUUUGAGAAGUUACGGAAAGUUGAAGGGCGAGUAGCUUCGGAUGAAGAUUUAAAAUUAUCUGACACUCUUCGUUAUUAUAUGAGGGACACCGCCGCAGCUAAAAGGCUUCUUUUUAGAAGACUGAAAGCUUUGCACGAAUACGAAACUGCAAAUCGUGCUCUUGAAAAAGCUCGUGCCAAAAAUAGAGACGUUCACGCAGCACUGGAGGUUGCUGAGGCGGAACAAGCGCAGACUGAGGCGUGCGAAAAAUUUGAACAAAUGUCUGAUAAAGGAAAAGAAGAAUUGUUGGACUUUAAGACUAGACGAGUGGCUGCAUUUAAAAAGAAUCUCAUCGAACUGACGGAGCUGGAAAUAAAACAUGCUAAAUCACACGCGGAAUUGCUCAAGAAAUGUUUAUCAGUACUUCGGGAAGAGUGAUCUAGUUCGAGUGUUGGUGACAUGGAUAAAUUUCAAUGUAUUCAUACUGUAUGCAGAUAACAAUUUAUUUAAGAUUAUAUUACAUACAUACAUACAUACACACACGCACGCGACACAUACGCCCACACACACACA
Molecule: messenger RNA, 1582 nt
Organism: Pseudomyrmex gracilis
Lineage: Eukaryota; Metazoa; Arthropoda; Insecta; Hymenoptera; Formicidae
Gene: Snx6
Product: sorting nexin-6
Exons: 11
Coding region: 206-1447 (413 amino acids)
Biological process (GO): phagosome-lysosome fusion involved in apoptotic cell clearance
Molecular function (GO): phosphatidylinositol binding
Source: RefSeq, a predicted model, not a curated record